This is a messenger RNA of Gorilla gorilla gorilla (western lowland gorilla), 2741 nucleotides long. It is a transcript of the gene GALNT14, whose product is annotated as polypeptide N-acetylgalactosaminyltransferase 14. Gene Ontology annotation, biological process: protein O-linked glycosylation. NCBI's taxonomy places the organism in Eukaryota, Metazoa, Chordata, Mammalia, Primates, Hominidae. Gene Ontology annotation, cellular component: Golgi apparatus. The transcript has 15 exons. The record is from RefSeq and is a predicted model, not a curated record. Bases 657 to 2315 code for a protein of 552 amino acids. Gene Ontology annotation, molecular function: polypeptide N-acetylgalactosaminyltransferase activity.
GCAGCUGGAGGUGGCGGGCAUCCCGAGUGCACCGCUCCCGCCCCGCCCCGCCUUGCCCCAACCCACGAUGGUCUGGGAGCUGCGCCCAGGGCUUGGCGCUGGCGGCCCCGCAACAGCACCGAGCGUUUCGGUCGGCGGGCGGCGGUAGCGCCCCCUCUCAGAGCCCCGCUCACUCCCACCUGGGCUCGCUCCGAGUCGGCCUGUCUGUCGGGCCCGCCCUCCCCGCUCACUCCCUCCGCCCUCGUGCUCCUCCCGGGGUGCUUGGCACAGCCUCGGAUUCCUCCCUCUCGCUGCUCGAGUCAGUUUCCCUAUCGGCGGCAGCGGGCAAGGCAGCGGCGGCGGCGGCGGCAGCCGCGGUGGCGGCGUGGGGAACAUCUCGGCAGCCACCGCGCUUCUCCCGCUGGAGCGGGCGUCCAGCUUGGCUGCCCUCGGUGCUUCCCUGCCACGUUUCGGGUCGCCCUGCACCCCCCACCCAGGCUCGCUUCUCUUCGAAGCGGGAAGGGCGCCUUGCAGGAUCCUGCCGCCCCUCCAACCGGAUCCUGGGUCUAGAGCUCCCCAGAGCGAGGCGCUCGCCAGGACUCCUGCCCCGCCAACCCUGACCGCCGGGGGGUGCCCCAGGGACGUAGCGCCGCGGAGAGGAAGCGGCAAAGGGGACCAUGCGGCGCCUGACUCGUCGGCUGGUUCUGCCAGUCUUCGGGGUGCUCUGGAUCACGGUGCUGCUGUUCUUCUGGGUAACCAAGAGGAAGUUGGAGGUGCCGACGGGACCUGAAGUGCAGACCCCUAAGCCUUCGGACGCUGACUGGGACGACGUGUGGGACCAGUUUGAUGAGCGGCGGUAUCUGAAUGCCAAAAAGUGGCGCGUUGGUGACGACCCCUAUAAGCUGUAUGCUUUCAACCAGCGGGAGAGUGAGCGGAUCUCCAGCAAUCGGGCUGUCCCGGACACUCGCCAUCUGAGAUGCACGCUGCUGGUGUAUUGCACGGACCUUCCACCCACUAGCAUCAUCAUCACCUUCCACAACGAGGCCCGCUCCACACUGCUCAGGACCAUCCGCAGCGUAUUAAACCGUACCCCUACGCAUCUGAUCCGGGAAAUCAUAUUAGUGGAUGACUUCAGCAAUGACCCUGAUGACUGUAAACAGCUCAUCAAGUUGCCCAAGGUGAAAUGCUUGCGCAAUAAUGAACGGCAAGGUCUGGUCCGGUCCCGGAUUCGGGGCGCUGACAUCGCCCAGGGCACCACUCUGACUUUCCUCGACAGCCACUGUGAGGUGAACAGGGACUGGCUCCAGCCUCUGUUGCACAGGGUCAAAGAGGACUACACGCGGGUGGUGUGCCCUGUGAUCGAUAUCAUUAACCUGGACACCUUCACCUACAUCGAGUCUGCCUCGGAGCUCAGAGGGGGGUUUGACUGGAGCCUCCACUUCCAGUGGGAGCAGCUCUCCCCAGAGCAGAAGGCUCGGCGCCUGGACCCCACGGAGCCCAUCAGGACUCCUAUCAUAGCUGGAGGGCUCUUCGUGAUCGACAAAGCUUGGUUUGAUUACCUGGGGAAAUAUGAUAUGGACAUGGACAUCUGGGGUGGGGAGAACUUUGAAAUCUCCUUCCGAGUGUGGAUGUGCGGGGGCAGCCUAGAGAUCGUCCCCUGCAGCCGAGUGGGGCAUGUCUUCCGGAAGAAGCACCCCUACGUUUUCCCUGAUGGAAAUGCCAACACGUAUAUAAAGAACACCAAGCGGACAGCUGAAGUGUGGAUGGAUGAAUACAAGCAAUACUAUUACGCUGCCCGGCCAUUCGCCCUGGAGAGGCCCUUCGGGAAUGUUGAGAGCAGAUUGGACCUGAGGAAGAAUCUGCGCUGCCAGAGCUUCAAGUGGUACCUGGAGAAUGUCUACCCUGAACUCAGCAUCCCCAAGGAGUCCUCCAUCCAGAAGGGCAAUAUCCGACAGAGACAGAAGUGCCUGGAAUCUCAAAGGCAGAACAACCAAGAAACCCCAAACCUAAAGUUGAGCCCCUGUGCCAAGGUCAAAGGCGAAGAUGCAAAGUCCCAGAUAUGGGCCUUCACAUACACCCAGCAGAUCCUCCAGGAGGAGCUGUGCCUGUCAGUCAUCACCUUGUUCCCUGGCGCCCCAGUGGUUCUUGUCCUUUGCAAGAAUGGGGAUGACCGACAGCAAUGGACCAAAACUGGUUCCCACAUCGAGCACAUAGCAUCCCACCUCUGCCUCGAUACAGAUAUGUUCAGCGAUGGCACCGAGAAUGGCAAGGAAAUCGUCGUCAACCCAUGUGAGUCCUCACUCAUGAGCCAGCACUGGGACAUGGUGAGCUCUUGAGGACCCCUGCCAGAAGCAGCGAGGGCCAUGGGGUGGUGCUUCCCUGGACCAGAACAGACUGGAAACUGGGCAGCAAGCAGCCCGCAACCACCUCAGACAUCCUGGACUGGGAGGUGGAGGCAGAGCCCCCCAGGACAGGAGCAACUGUCUCAGGGAGGACAGAGGAAAACAUCACAAGCCAAUGGGGCUCAAAGACAAAUCCCACAUGUUCUCAAGGCCGUUAAGUUCCAGUCCUGGCCAGUCUUUCCCUGAUUGGUAUCUGGAGACAGAAACCUAAUGGGAAGUGUUUAUUGUUCCUUUUCUUACAAAGGAAGCAGUCUCUGGAGGCCAGAAAGAAAAGCCUUCUUUUUCACUAGGCCAGGACUACAUUGAGAGAUGAAGAAUGGAGGUUGUUUCCAAAAGAAAUAAAGAGAAACUUAGAAGUUG